GUAGCAUGCUUGAUUUUGUUACCCUAAAACCGGUCUGGGCACCAGACUGUCAGAGACGUGCGCUCCACUUUGCUCGCAUCAUUCUGUCCGGUGAGAUAUGUGGCCGUGUGUGGCUGCUCCUUUAUCUCAAAUCCACCCACGUCCCGGUCUCACUACUCCGGUGUCCACUCAGGAUGGAUCAGAGGAGAGUUGAACCGAACCAAAACACCAGUACCAACCUGGUCACGCUGUACGGGGAAUUUACGGUCACCGGCAUCCGAAAAGUUAGGUGUGCUGUGAGCCUGACCGAUAAGGACCUCAUUGUCCAGAGGCUCACAUCGGCACCUGCCGAGCGGAACAGGCUGGUGUUCAGUUUGAAGGACUGCGUUGGCUGCCGGGCUUACCGGGCGAAUGACAGCUCGGACCCGGCAGCGUACUUAGCAGUUUACUUCUACCUGCAGAAACGGCGCUGGGUGAGUUCCGGGGUGUCGCGGCAAAGAGUGGAGCGGUGCUUUCGCCUCUCUGCGCUCCAGGACCCGUGCGCUAACCAGGAGGAGGCGGAGAAGUGGGCUCGCGCUGUCCGAGAACGCUCUGCACAGCAACACCAUCUUAGAGACGGGAUGCUGAUGAGUGAGUUGUCUCGUCCAUUUCGGAUGAUGCUGAUGGUGAAUCCACAGAGUGGGAAAGAAAAGGCGCUCGCCCUGUACAACCACCACAUCCAGCGGAUGCUAAAUGAGGCCAACAUCUCACACACACUGGUUAUUACUGAGCGACAGAACCACGCUCGGGAGCUGGUGAGAGAGGCCGACCUGUCACAGUGGGAUGCGUUAGUCAUCUUGUCAGGAGAUGGACUCCUCUUUGAGGUGAUAAAUGGUCUGCUGGAGAGACCAGACUGGGAGGAAGCCAUCCGUACCCCACUGGGUAUCCUUCCUGGUGGAUCAGGCAACGCCUUGGCUGCAUCCAUACACCACUACUCUGGAGCCUCACCGGUCUUCAGUGAGAAGCUCCUGGUCAGCUGUGGUUUCCUGCUCUGUAAAGGACUGGUGUCCCCGAUGGAUCUGGUCUCCAUCCAUCUCUCCUCCAGCCCUCGUGUCUUCUCCUUCCUGUCACUGGCCUGGGGCUUCAUAGCGGACGUUGACAUAGAGAGCGAGAAGUAUUGGGUGGUGGUGCAGGAGGAAGACUUUGUCCUCGUGCUGGCAUUGUACCAGUCCCACCUGGCAGAGGACCUGCUGGCAGCACCAGACGCUGCCUUGAAUGAUGGUAUCAUCCAUCUUUUCUACAUUAGAGCAGGUAUAUCACGCGUUGCAUUGCUGAGGCUGUUGUUGGCUAUGGAGAAGGGCGCACAUCUAGCUACCAGCUGCCAACAUCUGGUGCACACUAAGGUGCAGGCACUGAGGCUGGAACCAUAUUCACCCAAAGGGAUAAUGACAGUGGACGGAGAAGUGGUGGAAUAUGGGCCGGUGCAGGCAGAGGUGCACAGAGGCCUGGCGAGAUUAAUCAGUGGCUGAACAGAACAAACACAAAUGUUUAGCAUUUCAAACCAGAAAUGGAUGGAUGGAGCAAAGCAAUGGAUGUAGAACUUUUCUACUGCAAUGUCUCUCUGUGGCACAUAGAAGAUCUGUUUCCUCAGAAAACUGUUAUGGCGAAUACAUGCCAUGUACGGAGACUCGGUGUCCAAUAUGAAAUAAACAAGGAGAUAUGAAAUAUGUAAUCAUGGGAAUAAAUACAAACAAAACAUUUUAUUUUUCACAAUAGCUGCAUUUAUUGCAGGUAUCUUUUAUUUCAAAAUGUAAUUUUUCCAGAGUUUGACAUGAACACAAUUUACAGCCAGGACUUUAUGAGAAAUCAUGAAAUAAGAUCUGUUCUUAUGGUUAAAAUGUUAAGUCCAGGGGCUCCUUUAUUUGCCAUGAAAAGAGAAUUAAAAUAUCUAUAGGCACUGAGAAACAAGAACAGACUUUAGAAAAAGGGAAUUUUUAAAUAAGAAACUCCUGGAAAUAUAGAAACAAUUUCAGAACAAUGAGCUGUGAUUUUAAAUUGUAUUGAUUUAUUUCUCUGUUAUUGAAACACUGUGGGGUCUCCAUAGCUGAAUGUACUGUAGUAGAGAAUGGCAGCAUCACUUUACACACUCCUCUUCUUUUUGCUGAAGCUGACACGUCAGACUGAAUUACUGCAGCUUAUGCAACAGCAAAUGAUUCGAUUUAUGCUUUUGCACCUCCUCUGCAGUACGAUGGAGACAGCAUGUGUGUGUGUGUGUGAGAUGCAGUAAAUGUGAAGUAGUGGGGAUGUCAGCGUGGGGUUGUCGUUGCUGCGGUGGUGAUCAGGCUUUGCGGCUCUUUGUUGAACUCAGAGCCUCAAACACUUAGUUUAGGCCAAAGUGUCGAACUUGAACUGCAGAGGGGACAGCAGGUGGAGUCCGGGACGAUGUCGUUCAGUCACACUGCUGAAGUUCACCAGGAUUGUUUUGCCUGCCUGAUUUCUGAUCAGAUCCUCUCAUGUGUUUUGUGAGCUGCUUUGUGUCACGCUGAGCACCAGAGCUGCAGGCAGUGUCAGAUUUGUUGCCUUAAAGUCUCAGUCGCUUCACCCUGAUUGCCUAAACCAACCACAUUACCUUAACAAGAUUCAUAUACGUACUGUAAACCUAGUCCUGAUAUCUUCUGCUUUUAAAAUUAGAUUUCCUUCUGCUGUAACCUCCCUCCUAACAUCCCUAGAUACCACUCUUCUUCUUCUACUCUUUCUCCUGCUUUCGCCCAGUACUGCGGUAUUCUGCAGAGUAGUCCCAGGCCUGUGUGUCUGGCCACAGCCGCUUUCACCUAGGUGGGUUUACCAUUGAGCUUUAAGAGAGAAAAUGAUGACUGAGGUUUCUAACCUACACAGGCAGCGGGGUCAGGUUUUCUUUUUUUGUUGUUAUUUAUGUUUGUGAUUCAGGUCAAACAAGUUUAGAAUUAAAUGAGGUAUGUUUGAUUUAAUCUCCAAAAAUCUGAAUUGGACACAGAGAGGCUGAAAAUCUGCUUUUCUGUUUCAGUCCAGCCUGAGUCCAAGUGAACUGGCCACUGGGUAACCUUAAACAAUAGGUUUGGGGGUUGAAUCUGGUUAAAACAGCACAAUGAUGAGUGAAGAGAGGGAGGGAGGGAAGCGAAGAGAGGAGGAGGAGGGGGAGAUAUCGACUUGUUAAAUGCUGCAUGAGGUAGGCGUUGUUGUGUUCCUGACAGAGUGUUCUCCUGCUCGCCACAACAAAUCAUCUGGGAGCAUUAGCAAACUGGCCACACUCUCUCUCUGUGUGUGUGUGUGUGUGUGUGCACAUAUGUGGGGUGGGGUGGAGGGGGCAUAUAUAGAAACAGUAAUUUUAAAAGUAGGAAGCCUGACGCCAUUGUGUGGUUCUAGGGUGGAAAAAGUGGCAUUUAACCGUUGCCUGUCACUGUUAUUAGGAAGAAAGGUCAGACUGUGAAGGCCUGAUGUGACUACAGGGCCACAGUGAAAACACAUUCUCAUGUUUUGUGCUUUUAUCAACAUGACUGCGUUUGGCACUUUAUAGACCUGAAUUCUUAUAAGAAGACGUUUUCUUCCAGUACUGUCUCAAAGCCUUCAUGUGGCAUCAAGGUCAAUUUAUUAUUUAACUUAUCCGCAGGCGCUUGUUUCAAAGGACUCUGCUGAAGGUGGCCAAGCACAUAAGAUGAAAAUGGUACUUGAAAUCAUGUGUGAUAUUCUUUUCCUUUGCUGUCGUUUUAUGGGACAAAUGUGGUGUGUAGCAGCACAACCUGAGAUGUUUCCUGCUAAGAGUGUCACAUUUGGAAAAAUAUAGGGGCCUUACAAAGUGGAGAAAUAACCAUGAAUUUGUGUAGCUACAGUUUUUUUUUCCAAGUUGGGAACCACAGAGCUAACAUAAAUCACAAUUAGCUGUGUGUGUGUUUUUUUAUUUUAUUUUAUUUUUUUUUACACCAGAGAGCUACAGCCCACUUUCAUCUGUUUAUUUUUUUUUCUAAAUAUGCAAAGUCAGAUUUCUUGUGAGCAGCACUGUGGUCCCUGUGACUGCUUGAUGUGCCUUGACUGUGCUGCCUCCUGGUGGUCAGAACACAGAGAUGCAGUCACUCAUCUGCCAUUUGCUACUGGCUGAAUUUGAAAUGCUCAUUAGUGUUUCCACGCCAUUUUGUCAAACUAUGCUGUGCUCUAAAGACAAAACUUAGGAUUCACUAAAAAACAUCUAUCCUCAUGUCAGAGAGAUGAACCUGCAGACCAACUUGUUAAAUGACCUCAUCACAUUUUCAGCCUCUAUUCAUGAUGAAGAACUUGGAGCGACAUUUCAACGUCUCUCUGUCGGCCAGUGCACCUGAAAACCUGAGGGUCGGCCGGGUAUGUUGUUCCUCUGUAAGCAGCCUGACGACUGAUGAAACUAUCUCACUUUGUCUGAAUGUUUGCAUCUUUACCUACUGCCUCUAAACUGUUGUCUUGUGUGCUUAGAUGUUUAUGGUGAAGAGAAAAUAGCUAAAAUUGUUUUCUUGCACACUGAAUAUUGAGUGAUUGAUUCAAAUAGAGAUCUAUUUAUCUAUCCGUUUCCAUUUAGACAAGUGUCUAUAAUUUUUCUAUGAUUAAAUUGAACAUUCUGCUUAAGUGUUUUUUGACUGAAAAAUAAAAUAAACAACCAACAACCAGUCUGAUUUGCUUUGUGAAGCUUUGGCUGCAUCUGUUUUCAGAACACUUGGGGAAAGUACUCGCUGUUGCUGGUUUGAAACAGUCAAGUAGAUAUUAUCCUUGAUACAUUAUGAUCAUUUUGGGAAAAAGGCAUAAUUGUAUAGUGCUUUUUUUUCUGCACAGAAGCAUACGCAAAGUGCUUUAACGCUAUUUGCCCAUUCAGCAUUUCGCUCGUCCACAUUUAUCCGCCGACCCUACGGUUAGAGAACAGCUCACCAAACUCCCGAGCCACAGCUGCCCUUUGGCACAGACAAGUAAAAGCUCCUCUGACUCCUACAGUACCAAACAGCAAGAUCCCCCCAACUUUUCACACAAGCAGAGCUGCAUUAUUUGUAGUUUUGUCUUUUUCAGCAACAUUUUGCAGGUUAACUUUAAAUCUCUGCUGCUGCUGGUUCAAAUCUACACCCAAACUUCAGUAUCUUAUAAAGGCUUCAGAUAAGCUGUCCAAAGCACCCCGCCACACUAGAUCUACACAAAAGUCAAUGCCUGCCCCAGUGUUUGGGACACAGACCCAUCAUUUAUCCAUUUACUUCUGUACUCCACAGUUUCAAACUUGUAAUUAAAUAAUUACAUGUGGUUAAAAUGUAUUUUAUACAUUUUGGUUUAACCAUGUAGAAAUUACACAAGUGUUUAUAUAUAGUUUUAUUACCAAUCUGAAAACUGGAGCACAGAAGCAAAUGGAUAAAUGAUGGGUCUCUAUCCCAAACAUUAUGAAGAGCACUGUAUUACAAGAAACCUGGGAUACAGGUUAUGUUUCCUUAAAGCAGAGCUGUUCUCCCAAUAGACCUAAUUAUUGGCGUUACUUAAUACCAUGUGACCUGUAAUUAUGGGUGGGGUUGUGAUUUCCUGUGUGCCUACAUAAUUAUUUGCCUGAUGAAGCCCGUGUUUGUUGAAAUGUAACAUUACCUAAUUUAUUCUUCUAGCAUUUUUGUUCAGUGUGUAGACAAUUUUUUACCCAAUAAAACUAUAACACCAGGCUUCCUUUUGAUGAAAAGCUGCAGUCGAUACAACCAGUAGAUUAAAAAAGCCACAGUGUUUCUAUGGUACUGCUCGCAAAGUUUAAUACAUCACUAUACAGUUGUUUUAACACAACAAAAGGUAAACCAUUAAAAAAUUAACUCAUAAGUACAAGACACACUCAGCAUUUUGUACAUUUCUGCCCCAAGCAUCCACGUGACUUGUUAGAACUCAGGACGUUCUUAAAUAAAUACUGUAUGUAGCGACAUAUUUCACUAUAGUAGUGAUGUCUGUACAGAGGGAAUCAGGCUACAAAUCAUAACUUUAUUAGUUCUGUUUUAUAUAUCAAUAACAGGCCACUGUGGAGAUGUAGACAUCAUACAGUCAAGUCUUGUGUGUCGCCCAUUCAAAAGGCUUAAAGCAACAUGUUACAUGCUUUGGCUGUUAAACAAACUUCUCGCAUUAAUAAUAUUAUUGAUGGUUUAAAUCUGAAUAAUAUACACACAUACACAGAAAUUGUACAUAGCAUAAUGUGCUUGAUAUCCUGCUAGAUUUUCCCUUUGAGAUCUAACGACGUCGCUUCACAUUUUCUGUUUCUGUGACUGAUUACAAAUGCGAGAGACGGAGCAAUAAUGGUGCCUCUGAAUUCUUGGUUGAGCUGUGUGUGUCUAUGUGUGUGUUUUUGACCUUUCCAAAACGCUGUAGCCACAGCUCUUAUCUGAACUCUGACCAUUAAAGACACAUUCCUCCAAGAACUGUGACGGUGACAUUUUACAGACAGCGUGCGGGGAAACAGCAAGUCAAGAAAGCAGGCAGCGUUACAGCUACAGCAGCCAGUGAAGAAGACCACACAUCCUCCUCUGUAGUGUUGAAGGCAGCGAAAUGACGGCGAAGUAAAACCCAGGAAGAGGACAAAAUGUCACAGGAGCCUGGUUGCCACAUCUGAUACAUGAAAACAAAUUUAGAGAAAAAACAGGGAAGACAAAGCAAAACCGAAUGACUCUCAUUCAUGACCUUGUCUUCCCCUUAAGUCUCUGCCACUCUUGGCCCAUUGUAUCAAUUGCACAGUGUGCACUCUCAUCCAGAAAUACUCUUCAGUAUCAUGGUUCGCUGUUCAAGUACAAUAACAGCCAACCAGCACUCUGCCGUUUACUUCAGAUCACUGCAAACACAAGGGUUUGUCUGCCCUGUGUGAUAAUCAGAAUUACAAGUACAAUAAGAAGAAAAAGACCAUGAUGUUAGAGGUGGGAUGCAGCCAUUUAAAAAGAUGUAAACAAAGACUUCCCCAGGAAGCACGGAUGGACCCAAAGGUGAGUUUCACUUGCCAUCCUAGUGAAUUACAGCUCAAUCUGUGGCGAAGCAGGAUUGUUGUGGUCACUUGGUCAAUAAAACCCAGACUGUUUUCAUCCAGAGUCAAAAUAUGCAAUGUACAAAAAAAAAAA
This is a messenger RNA of Monopterus albus (swamp eel), 7064 nucleotides long. Its product is annotated as sphingosine kinase 2. Bases 6 to 1487 code for a protein of 493 amino acids. Gene Ontology annotation, biological process: cellular response to growth factor stimulus; negative regulation of apoptotic process; sphingosine biosynthetic process. Gene Ontology annotation, cellular component: intracellular membrane-bounded organelle; cytoplasm; membrane. The record is from RefSeq and is a predicted model, not a curated record. Lineage: Eukaryota; Metazoa; Chordata; Actinopteri; Synbranchiformes; Synbranchidae. The transcript is spliced from 5 exons.